Molecule: messenger RNA, 905 nt
Organism: Emiliania huxleyi CCMP1516
Lineage: Eukaryota; Haptophyta; Isochrysidales; Noelaerhabdaceae
Exons: 5
Coding region: 46-780 (244 amino acids)
Biological process (GO): cytochrome c-heme linkage
Cellular component (GO): mitochondrion
Molecular function (GO): holocytochrome-c synthase activity
Source: RefSeq, a predicted model, not a curated record
GACAAGCGCUCGCGCAGUGUACAUCGCAGGACCCGCGCCUCCGAGAUGGGCUGCCCCGUGAUCCACUCGCCGGCCGCCGCCGAGACCGCCUCCGCCGCCGCGGCCGCCCAGACGUCCGGCGGCGACUCUGCGGCGGCGGCGGCGGGCUCGGCGAGCACGAGCGGCUGCCCGGUGCACGCGAGAGGCUCGCCGGCGGGCGAGCGGCUCAACCCCGACAACGCGAUGCCGGCGGUGGCGAACCAGCUUCCCGCGGCUGGGCAGCGGCUGCCGCUGUCAAAGGAGAGGGUGGAGUCGACGAUCCCGCAGGCAGGUGCGGAGGGGGGCCACUGGGUGUACCCGUCGGCGCAGAUGUUUUACAACGCGAUGCGCCGGAAGGGCUUCGAGCCGCAAGAGGAGGACAUGCGCACCGUCGUCGCCAUCCACAACACUGUCAACGAGCGCACGUGGCGCGAGAUCUUGCUCUGGGAGCGCCACUACCCCGAGUGCGUCGACGACCUCAAGCUGGUGCGGUUCGGCGGCGUGCCCGACGAGCCGACUCCAAAGGCGCGCCUGUUUACCGCCGUCGGCUACAAGCCCCCGUUCGACCGGCAUGACUGGGUCGUCUCGCGGUGCGGCAGGGAGGUCCGCUACCUCAUCGACUACUACAACGCGAGGCCCAUCGCCGGCAAGCCGGUCGCGAUGCACAUCGACGCGCGGCCCGCCGCCGACGACCUGCAGGGGGCGUGGGAGCGAGUGCGCAUGCCCUUCCUGCGCUUGUGGAACGCGGGGCGCGGACCCUGACCCACAGAGAGCCCAAAGAGACUCUCGGUUGAGUACCGUACGCGCGACGGCCGCACGCGCACGUUCAACAGGUCGUUGUGCUUGUAUGUGUGCUCUUGUAGCUUGGGUAAGGCAUCGUGACGCCU